AACGUCAAUACCACGCGUUGUAAGUCGUGUUAACCUAAAAUGUCGCGUCAAACGGCGCACGAAAUAGGUUCCAAAGCCCGUACAACAGACAUAGAAAUUCAAGAGGAUGUCACAUUUUACCAAAUGGGUGUCAAUCAACGCGUCUUGGACGGGCUUACAAACGCCGGGUUUCAAAGACCGUCGCCGAUUCAACUUAAAGCUAUUCCGCUUGGUCGUUGUGGAUUUGAUUUGAUUGUACGAGCAAAAUCCGGAACUGGUAAGACGGCUGUGUUCGGCAUCAUUGCCUUGGAAAUGCUCGACAUGUCUGUGAAAGGUUUGCAAGUCCUGAUUCUCGCACCUACCAGAGAAAUAGCUUUGCAAGUGACUGGAGUAAUAACAUCAAUUGGCUCAGAGUUCGAGGGUUUGAAGGUCGAAAGUUUUAUCGGUGGAAUAUCGAUUGAAGACGACCGUAAGAAGGCGAACAAUUGUCAUGUGGCGGUCGGCGCUCCAGGGAGAGUGAAACAUUUGGUUGACAAGGGAAUUCUGAAUGUGAACAGCAUCAGGUUAUUCGUCCUAGACGAAGCGGACAAGCUGAUGGAAGUUAGCUUUCAAAAAGAUAUAAAUUACAUAUUUUCGAAAUUACCGGUCAACAAACAAGUCAUAUCGUGUAGUGCCACUUAUCCUGGAGAUCUGGAGUCCUUUCUUGGAAGAUACAUGCGUUCUCCUAUUCUCACAUCUCCAAACAGUGACGGUCCUGUGUUGAUCGGUCUGCGGCAAUUCGUAGCAGUAGUUCAACAGCACCCGAACGCUAUGAGACAGGUUCAAAUAAAGGUGAACGAACUUGCCAGAAUAUUUGUCAAAAUACCGUUCAAGCAAAGCAUCGUUUUCUCGAACUAUCAAUCUAGAGCUCAGUCAGUCUGCAACAAAAUCAACGCGAUGGGUUUCUCAGCUAUAUACAUAGUCGGAAAUCAAGAGAUGCGUAAACGUAUCGAAGGGUUCAAAAAACUUAAGGACUUCAAGUGUAGGAUAAUGGUGACGACCGAUCUCACAGCACGAGGCAUAGAUGCCGAGAACGUAAACCUUAUUAUCAAUUUGGAUGUUCCUCUAGACGGAGCAACUUACUUGCACAGAAUUGGUAGGGCCGGAAGGUAUGGAUCCUACGGUAUUGCGAUAACGAUCGUUGCCCAAAACGAACUCGACAACUUUAGGGAACUGAUCGGCUCCGUCGGUGGAGCCGGAUUCCAAGUCCUCAGACUACCCCAGAAUUAUCCAGAAGAUAUUUGGGCGGAAAAUGACUCGACGUUCGAAAAAAUAUCGGCAAAAACUGAUAAAGGUUGUAACGAUGGCGAAACACCCGCUGAAAAUGUUCUCUCUUCUCCAAACGGAGCUCCUUUUGUCCCGGUUGAAGAGGCGUCGAUUCGCAAUCUUAGAUUUAAUCAGCAAACGGAGGUCGAAUUUGACUCAAAUAUGAGCCCGGCUUCUAAAAAUAUCAGCGCAGGAAUUUCUGAAGGCACUAAAAUUGCGAGGAAAACGAAUUCUGAGACGGAAAACUGUCAGUUCAAGACGAAGAAUCUUGUCGAGUCGUCGUGUAGUCAAAUUGACUCAGCAUCAUGCAACUUUGAACCUAAGAGUGUAGAGCAUAAGGUGAAAUUGGAAACUUUAUUUAGAGAGGAUGAGGAUGAUGUAUUUUCCACUAAACAGACCCCUUUGAAAGCGAAAAAUAACACGAAAGAUCAGUGUAAGCGAGUUUCAAAUGACAGAGUACAUAAAUUCACGGUAAAAACGAAUAACAAAAAGCGUUCGAGGUUGCUGGAGUUUAAUGAAAAUACGAAGUUCGAAUUGAAUCUGUCAAAUUUGUCGGAUAACGACGACGACUGCAGUGUGGCACAAGAAGCGAUAGCAAAAUACACGGCAACAGGACCACGCAGAGCAUGUUCUAGAAUCAGCAUAGAUGAACAGAAAAAGGAAAGUGAAUUGAACGUUAAUGCGACAAGUGUGAAGACGUUUGACGCAGAAAAUAUGAUCAAGUCGCUGGAAACAAGUUUCGAAGAAUUGUUGGCACAAGAUCCAAGCGAUGAAAAAGUUUCAAAGCUGAAGGAUAUUGUUAGUGACUUGAAGAAAAUGAAUUUCGACGACACCUCAAAUUCUAGCAACGCAACGCUGACACGAAACGAGCUGAUGCAAUGGAAGGGACGGAUCGAUGUUGAGAUUAGUUGCUUGAAGUCUUUGACAGAGGUUCCGGCGUAUCGUGUGAACCACACUUGGCAUCGAUUGUUGUAUGAGAAUCGCAAUUCGGCGAAGCUGACGUUCCUGGAGAUGCAGAAAAAGGCACUUUUGUGCAUGUAUCCGGAUAUUCAAAGCGAACUAGACGAUUGCCCGCCAGUGAGAAUUGAGAUAUUCCGAGAAGUCGAUGAGUUCAGGAGGAAACAUCCCAUCAUUAGAUGGAAACUUGAUACUUAUUUUCCCUACCCAACGAACAUUGAGGCGCCGCUGCCGAUGCUAGUCUUUUCCAAAUUGGAGAUAGAGAGGUAUCGCGAAGCUGUGAAAUACUUGCGGUCGAAUUCUCAGUGCGAAAACAUGGCGAUGAGAAAAAUCAGAAUCGCAACAGCUUUCAUGAGUGAAAAGGACAGAUACAAGUUGGAAUUGAAACGUCUUGUUCGUGGCAAAAUGUCUUAUUCGCAGCUGAUAUCUUUCGUCGAGCAGGAAAAAAUUGGAAAACGAAACGGCGAUGAGAUUCUGGGGGAAAGAGCCAAGUGCAGAGUUUCGGAGCGUGAAAAAUUUCUGAGAUUCUCAAAGGGGCGGCUCAAGUCGUUUUAUCGAGACUUUGACUCUAUGAGUAAAUCGCUAAACAAUCUAACCGAUUCGAGUUCUGAGAAAUCACAAUACGAUUCAAACGAUUCCGAUUCCGAUUCGACGGACUUGCAAGAUGACCAAUGUGCAAUAAUUCGUCAGGUUGAGGAAUCGUCAACCGAAAUUUAUUCCAGGUUGAGAGAAAAUUUGUGGCUCCUGGUAAGCCGCGAGUAUUUAGAAUGCCUUGAAGCAUAUCGUCAAAUGGAAUUCGAAAUUGCAGAACUCGACGAUGUUCAUACAAUGAGCGAAGACGAAUUCUGCGCUUUGAUCGAAUCUUAUUGGAAGUUAGAAUCUUCGAGGAUUUCGGGUAUAUCCUUUUCUAAAGCGACAGAACCCGAACAACUGCUCUCGAAAUUGAAAACCCUCGACUCAGCAUUUGAUGAAGAGAAAUUCUCGUCGCGAUUUAGCGAUGAAAAGCGCAGUUGCAUGCAGGAACGUGUGAAAUACCUGAUACAUGUCGAUCCGAUUGAACUUUGUGCCCGACGGUUUGAGAGAAUUCUUGGUCUGAUUGACGACCCAUGUAUUUCUGAGGUACGUGAAACUGCGUUAGCUAAAGUUGCCGAGAAACGAAAUUCAGACUCGAUUACCAGUUACGACGAAUUUUUGUCUGUCUUCGAAUCCCGGGAAAAUUUUGACAGACUCCAGGGGACGAAUUUGACGAACGUUGAUUGUAUGGCGUUUUUUAAAUUUCUGAAUGAUGCGGAGGAAGAAUCGACUGUGAGCGAGGCUGACAAAGAGACAGAAUCUUUUGCAAAGCUGGAGAAUAAUGAUUACCAAGAAUCAGAUAGAGACGCUACAGAUUCGUCUUCCGAUACAUCGGAGUCAUUGGAGUUGAAUGACUGGCCAGAAGUGAAAGUGAACAACGAUGGCUUAAAUUUGAAGACAAAAUCAUCUCCGAAAAUUUCAGUGCGCCAGAAGUCGAAAUUCGUACCCAUUCAAACGAACAAUUUCGUGUACAACGAUCAACCGCAAAGUUUCAAACCCCAACGUCAGAUUGUCGAUGAUAAUAAUGCGCGAAAUGAUUGUGAACAUGCAAAAUAUUCACCCACUUAUAUCGACGACAGUGUUUUGUCUGAUCGGGAAGAAUGUGAACCAACAAAUGAAAUGGAAGAGCUUGACAAGUGGUUUGAGGAACUCAGGCAUCAAACGAAUCGAUUACAUAUGGAAGAAUACCUCAAAGGAAUGAUGAAGUAUUAUGUUGACCAUUGAAUCGCUGUCUUUAACGAGUGAUCGGUUAGCUAAUAUCGAUAUCUAGGGUCCUUAAAUAAUGUAACAUAUUGUUAACUUUCAGUUUCGGAUCUACGCACGUCUAUGUGUGA
This is a messenger RNA of Diprion similis, 4148 nucleotides long. RefSeq lists its product as uncharacterized. Bases 40 to 4038 code for a protein of 1332 amino acids. Lineage: Eukaryota; Metazoa; Arthropoda; Insecta; Hymenoptera; Diprionidae. Gene Ontology annotation, molecular function: nucleic acid binding; RNA helicase activity; ATP binding. The record is from RefSeq and is a predicted model, not a curated record. The transcript has 6 exons.